UUCCAAGUUAGACAGCUUCUUGGAGAGUGUAAUUCUGGUGACCGUGAUGUCCGCGCAGCCAGAGUAACUCAACUUGGAAGGAUCUGGAGUCUACUUUUUGAGACGGUGUUCUACGUGCUAGCUGGCACCAUGAGUAUUCUCCCAGUCAUAGUACUGGCUACACUUUGCCUAUUCGCCAAGGUAUCAUCCGACAAAAGUGCAGGUUGCGUCUACAACGGAAAAGUCUACAAUGACGGCGAUACGAUCGUUGACAACUGCCAGAUAUGUGAGUGUGACAAUGGAGAGAUCAAAGACUGUUCAUUCAACGUGAACUGCCAAGAUAAAAAAGCCCCCCGUCCAGAACCAUUUACUGAAGUCAAUUACCAAGAUGAACCAGAUGUGAUUGGAAGCAGCGAGUCAAACGCCUCCAACCGCGAGAAGCGUUCCGUGGAUACCUAUAGAAAAGGCCCCCGUCUAGACCCAUUUGAUGAAGUCAAUUACCAAGUUGAACCAGAUGUGACUGGAAGCAGGGAGCCAAAGGCCUCCAACCGCGUGAAGCGUUCCUUGGGUAUGGCUCAAAACCUCAUGAAAGGACCUUUCAAGCAGGAGGUCAAAGUGAACGCAAAUCAAGAGACCCGUGUGGCGGGCGUGAAUGGGAAUGUUAAUUUGGGUGGAUCAAACCUCAAUUUGGGUCUUGGACUUGGUCAUGGACAACAGAUCUCAACUUCUAGCAGUGUGGAGAAGAAGACAAUCAUUGGUGGAGAAGUCAAUGGAGGUCUAGAAGGCAAGGGUCUGCUGGGAUUGAAUGGCAAUGUAAACCUUGGUGGUGCUAACCUCAAUUUGGGUGCUGGUCUGGGCCAUGGUCAAGUGGUCACCAGCAGUGAAGAGAAGAAGACAAUCAUUGGUGGAGAAGUGAAUGGAGGCCUAGGAGGCAAGGGUCUGCUGGGCUUGAAUGGCAAUGUAAACCUUGGUGGUGCUAACCUGAAUUUGGGUGCUGGUCUGGGUCAUGGUCAAGUGGUCACCAGCAGUGAAGAGAAGAAGACAAUCAUUGGUGGAGAAGUGAAUGGAGGCCUAGGGGGCAAGGGUCUGCUGGGCUUGAAUGGCAAUGUAAACCUUGGUGGUGCUAACCUGAAUAUAGGUGCUGGUCUGGGUCAUGGUCAAGUGGUCACCAGCAGUGAAGAGAAGACAAUCAUUGGUGGAGAAGUGAAUGGAGGCCUAGGAGGCAAGGGUCUGCUGGGCUUGAAUGGCAAUGUACAUCUUGGUGGUGCUAACCUGAAUUUGGGUGCUGGUCUGGGUCAUGGUCACGUGAUCACCAGCAGUGAAGAGAAGAAGACAAUCAUUGGUGGAGAAGUGAAUGGAGGCCUAGGAGGCAAGGGUCUACUGGGCUUGAAUGGCAAUGUAAACCUUGGUGGUGCAAACCUGAAUUUGGGUGCUGGUCUGGGUCAUGGUCAAGUGAUCACCAGCAGUGAAGAGAAGAAGACACUCAUUGGUGGAGAAGUGAAUGGAGGCCUAGGAGGCAAGGGUCUACUGGGCUUGAAUGGCAAUGUAAACCUUGGUGGUGCAAACCUGAAUUUGGGUGCUGGUCUGGGUCAUGGUCAAGUGGUCACCAGCAGUGAGGAGAAGAAGACAAUCAUUGGUGGAGAAGUGAAUGGAGGCCUAGGGGGCAAGGGUCUGCUGGGCUUGAAUGGCAAUGUAAACCUUGGUGGUGCUAACCUGAAUUUAGGUGCUGGUCUGGGUCAUGGUCAAGUGGUCGCCAGCAGUGAAGAGAAGAAGGCAAUCAUUGGUGGAGAAGUAAAUGGAGGCCUAGGAGGCAAGGGUCUGCUGGGCUUGAAUGGCAAUGUACAUCUUGGUGGUGCUAACCUGAAUUUGGGUGCUGGUCUGGGUCAUGGUCAAGUGAUCACCAGCAGUGAAGAGAAGAAGACAAUCAUUGGUGGAGAAGUGAAUGGAGGCCUAGGAGGCAAGGGUCUGCUGGGCUUGAAUGGCAAUGUAAACCUUGGUGGUGCAAACCUGAAUUUGGGUGCUGGUUUGGGUCAUGGUCAAGUGAUCACCAGCAGUGAAGAGAAGAAGACAAUCAUUGGUGGAGAAGUGAAUGGAGGCCUAGGAGGCAAAGGUCUGCUGGGCUUGAAUGGCAAUGUACACCUUGGUGGUGCAAACCUGAAUUUGGGUGCUGGUCUGGGUCAUGGUCAAGUGAUCACCAGCAGUGAAGAGAAGACAAUCAUUGGUGGAGAAGUGAAUGGAGGCCUAGGAGGCAAGGGUCUGCUGGGCUUGAAUGGCAAUGUAAACCUUGGUGGUGCUAACCUGAAUUUAGGUGCUGGUCUGGGUCAUGGCCAAGUGGUCACCAGCAGUGAAGAGAAGAAGACAAUCAUUGGUGGAGAAGUGAAUGGAGGCCUAGGGGGCAAGGGUCUGCUGGGCUUGAAUGGCAACGUACACCUUGGUGGUGCUAACCUGAAUUUGGGUGCUGGUCUGGGUCAUGGUCACGUGAUCACCAGCAGUGAAGAGAAGAAGACAAUCAUUGGUGGAGAAGUGAAUGGAGGCCUAGGAGGCAAGGGUCUGCUGGGCUUGAAUGGCAAUGUAAACCUUGGUGGUGCUAACCUGAAUUUGGGUGCUGGUCUGGGUCAUGGUCACGUGAUCACCAGCAGUGAAGAGAAGAAGACAAUCAUUGGUGGAGAAGUGAAUGGAGGCCUAGGAGGCAAGGGUCUACUGGGCUUGAAUGGCAAUGUACAUCUUGGUGGUGCUAACCUGAAUUUGGGUGCUGGUCUGGGUCAUGGUCAAGUGAUCACCAGCAGUGAGGAGAAGACAAUCAUUGGUGGAGAAGUGAAUGGAGGCCUGGGAGGCAAGGGUCUACUGGGCUUGAAUGGCAAUGUAAACCUUGGUGGUGCUAACCUGAAUUUGGGUGCUGGUCUGGGUCAUGGUCAAGUGAUCAAAGGCAGUGAAGAGAAGAAGACAAUCAUUGGUGGAGAAGUGAAUGGAGGCCUAGGAGGCAAAGGUGUACUUGGCUUUAAUGGUAAAGGGCAUCUUGGUGGUGGCCACCUGAAUUUGGGUGCUGGUCUGGGUCAUGGAAAGAAAGAUAUCGACACCAGCAGUGAAGAGGAUAAGACAAUCAAUGGUGGAGAAGUUAAUGGAGGACUAGAGGGCAAGGGUCUGCUUGGCUUAAAUGGCAAAGUCCAUCUUGGUGGUGGCCGCCUGAACAUAGGUGCUGGACUUGGUCAUGGAAGGAAAGACAUCGACGUCAGCAGUGAAGUGAAGAAGGCAGUCAUUGGUGGAGAGGUUAAUGGUGGUCUAGGAGGCAAUGGUUUGUUGGGCUUGAAUGGCAACGUACAUCUUGGUGGUGCUCACCUAAACCUUGGUGGUGGACUUGGUCACGGAAAGGAAGACGUUGACACCAGCAGUGAAGAGAAGAAGAGACUCAUUGGUGGAGAAGUGAAUGGAGGUCUAGGAGGCAAAGGUCUGCUUGGCUUGAAUGGUAAAGGGCAUCUUGGUGGUGGUCGCCUGAACUUAGGUGCUGGACUUGGUCAUGGAAAGAAAGACAUCGACGUCAGCAGUGAAGAGGAUAAGACAAUCAAUGGUGGAGAAGUUAAUGGAGGACUAGAGGGAAAGGGUCUGCUUGGCUUGAAUGGCAAAGUCCAUCUUGGUGGUGGCCGCCUGAACUUAGGUGCUGGACUUGGUCAUGGAAGGAAAGACAUCGACGUCAGCAGUGAAGUGAAGAAGGCAGUCAUUGGUGGAGAAGUUAAUGGUGGUCUAGGAGGCAAGGGUUUGUUGGGCUUGAAAGGCAACGUACAUCUUGGAGGUGCUCACCUAAACCUUGGUGGUGGACUUGGUCAUGGAAAGGAAGACGUUGACACCAGCAGUGAAGAGAAGAAGACACUCAUUGGUGGAGAUGUAAUUGGAGGUCUAAGAGGCAAGGGUCAACUUGGCUUGAAUGGUAAAGGGCAUCUUGGUGGUGGCCACCUGAAUUUGGGUGCUGGUCUGGGUCAUGGAAAGAAAGAUAUCGACACCAGCAGUGAAGAAGAGAAGACAAUUGAUGGUGGAGAAGUUAAUGGAGGACUAGAGGGCAAGGGUCUGCUUGGCUUAAAUGGCAAAGUCCAUCUUGGUGGCGGCCGCCUGAACUUAGGUGCUGGACUUGGUCAUGGAAAGAAAGACGUUGACACCAGCAGUGAAGAGAAGAAGGCAGUCAUUGGUGGAGAAGUUAAUGGUGGUCUAGGAGGCAAGGGUUUGUUGGGCUUGAAUGGCAAUGUACAUCUUGGUGGUGCUCACCUAAACCUUGGUGGUGGACUUGGUCAUGGAAAGGUAGAUGUUGACACCAGCAGUGAAGAGAAGAAGACACUCAUUGGUGGAGAAGUGAAUGGAGGUCUAGGAGGCAAAGGUCUGCAUGGCUUGAAUGGCAAAGUCCAUCUUGGAUUUGGUCACGGAAGGAAAGACAUCGACGGCAGCAGUGAAGAAAAGCAUUCACACAUUCAUGGAGAGGUGAACGGAGGUCUAGGAGGCAAGAGAGGUCGUUUUGGAGCGAAGGGCAUAGCUGGCAAUGCAUUUGGGCUCAGGAAGGACAAGAACAUUAAAAUCAAAGGCAAAUUCAACAAGAAAGCAUCAUCUGAAGAAGAAGAAUCAGAAGAGACAUCUGAAGAAGAAGAGACAGAUGAAGAAAAUACCAACACAAUUGUUGUUCCAACUCAAACACCAGUUAUCAUCAAUGAACCUACAGUUGUUACUGAAAAUGUUCCCCUGCUGUACGAUAAUGAACAAAUUGCGACAGAAAAGAAUGAAGAAGAAGACAAAGAAAAGACUGAAGAGCAAAACAAUGAGAACAACGAUGUAGUAAGUGUUCCAAGCGUUGGUCAAGAAGAACCUGAGAUUCAUGCCCCAGAAAAGGGAACAGAGGAAAACCAAGUGGUAAUCCCUGAAGAGACAGAUGGAGUCAUAAGUAAGUAUGGAUUUUCUUAAUUUC
Messenger RNA from Spea bombifrons (plains spadefoot toad), 4921 nucleotides. RefSeq lists its product as uncharacterized. Lineage: Eukaryota; Metazoa; Chordata; Amphibia; Anura; Pelobatidae. Bases 130 to 4917 code for a protein of 1595 amino acids. The transcript has 34 exons. The record is from RefSeq and is a predicted model, not a curated record.